Salvelinus fontinalis (brook trout) is the source of this 3429-nucleotide messenger RNA. RefSeq lists its product as uncharacterized. The transcript has 16 exons. The record is from RefSeq and is a predicted model, not a curated record. The coding region runs from base 280 to 2118 and encodes 612 amino acids. Lineage: Eukaryota; Metazoa; Chordata; Actinopteri; Salmoniformes; Salmonidae.
AGACGGUCGGCUGAUUGUGAGUUGAACGUUCUCCCCGACCGACCAACGGGCUGGGGCUGUUAUAGCCUGACACUUUCACUUUCUGAUUACUAGAAAUCAGGAGGACGUUUCCAGAGUGAAAAUACCGACACUGUCAGUAUUUGACGUUGCACUCAUCUAAACAGUGACUGUUUCUCCGUGGGUCUUACCUGGCAACGUAAUAAAGGUUGAUAAACAGCAGCAGAUCAGAGCAGAGGACAUCAAAUCCUGUUUCCCUACAGCAGCAUCAGUGUGACAAGUAUGAGUCAGGCAAGGACAAAGAGUUUGGAAAAGCCAUUCAGGAUCCUCCCACCAAAGUGGAGGACGGAGAAAUUCUUCACCAUUCUGACUGGAAAUACUCUGCGGUCUCAUGAGGAAAUCAAUCGCUGUCUCACUGCAAAAGGUUUAACUGAGGUGAUGUCACUAGAGGAGAGUGAUGUCAUCAUGGCUUUCUGUCCCAUCGUCUCUCGUGCUGGGACUGAUGUUGAAGCAGCACUGCAGCAGAUUCCAGCUGGUAAACGUGUCAUCCUGGUAGUGCUGCAUCACACCUUCGAUCCAGACUACACUGUACCUGACAGUAGCAGACUAGUGACCAGAGAGGAUGUAAAACUCACAGUGGACUGUCUCUUCCAUGAGAGCAAAGGACUACUGAAGUGUCUUCGCAAUGAAGAAGCAAUUAGAAAGAUUCUGGACAGGCCAGAAAUACAGCCAAAGGUGCAGGAUGAUGAGGUCUGGGAACUAGUCAGAGAAGAAGCCAGUGAUGCCCCUGAGCAGGAAAACCUAGAGGCAAGGACAAUGAGUUUGGAAGAGCAAAUCAGGGGCCUCUCACCAGUUGCAGCAUCUGCCCUUGCAAGAGCUGGAAUUGAAGAGGACAUUGAUAUUCAAGAGUUAACAAGAGAUGAUCUGAACGAACUUCUGCCAGGCCUUGAGCAUUUCAAACUUAGGAAGAAGAUCAGUGAACUUCUAACCCAAUCUAAACAGGACACAGCUAAACCUAUCGAUUUAAUUCUUAACGAGUUUAGGGAAUUCCUUCCAGCUGUUGUCAUGAAGAAUGCACUUGUUCCUGGGGAAGUGUUACAUGGCUACGUAACUAUUCUUAAAGAUUUGGAGAAGCAGCUGGCCAACGCCCUGCACUUCAUUCAGGAACACGUUGAACUGCUUGAGAGCUACAAUCAAGAAGAGCCCAUGGAGGCUGAGGGCAAUGCUGUGUCCCCAUCAGCUGACUCUGCUACAGCAGGAAACCAGCCAUCCAAUGUUGCAGUACAUAAACAAUCUGUUAAAGGCGCUUCAGAACAACCAGCCUUAGAUGCUGUAGAGGCCCACCCCAAACGACCAAGAACAGAUAUGCCACUUACCAAUGGUGGGCAGAACAGGCAAAUCUUCAAGGACACCCCACCUCAUACUUUAGGAGCAACUGGAAUAACAUAUGCUCCUCCAAGUACCACUGGUAGUGGGCAGUUCAGGUCACAAGACAAACUGGAGACCUCAAAAUCAUACUUUCCAUACACUUCAGGAGCAGCUGCUGUUGAGCCAUCUGCAACAUCCUACAAAGAUAAUUAUCAAAGCCUAAUCACUGCUCAAAAUAGGUCCUCAUCAGUACCUGGUAACAUCCAGGCCCCAAAAGAAAAGGAAGGAAAAGAAUCUGGAAGUUGGUGGAAUUCUUUCAGUGGAUUCAGACUCAUUGAAACAAAACAUUUGCCGGAAGUUCAAGUCUAUUCACAAGUGUGUGGAAAAACCCUGAACACUCACCUUGCACUCAUGAAACAAGUGGAGGAUCUGGGACUUAAACGAAAGGAGACCAGUGUAGAGGACUGCCAAGUCAUAAUGGUCUUCUGUCCUGUUACAUCUCGUGUGGGAACUGACAUUGAGGCUGCCAUGAGCCAAGUUCCAGGUAACAGAGAUGCCAUUCUAGUGGUGAUGCACCAUACUUUUGAUAAAUGCUUUGUCACAAGCCAGAGAUCUGCAUCUCACUACAAAAACGUAGUGGAGAAAGUUAAUGUUCUCUUCCAUGACUCUGAGGGACUUCUGCAGUGUAAAACAAACGAUAAUGCAGUGACUCUCAUACAUAAGGCCUUACAGAAAUACAGCAGCAGUACUUAGACAUUAUUAAGUUCGCCAUUGUGGCAACACAAAGAAAGUGUCUGAAGUCUGUCACAAGAUUACAACGCCACCAACAUGAUUUAAAAACCUACAACUUCCACCCAGGGCGUUGGUGACUCAUUCUAGUUUAGAAUAAAGCAUAUCACAAUCUGUGUAGUGAGCCAAAUGAAAGAUUAUCUUGAUUCUCAAUAACUACAAAAUUAGUCUUCUCCCUGUAGAACCUCUGGUGUGAGUGAAUCUUUGAAGAUUAGAUACCUCAUACGUAUUUGUUUCAGCUUGUUCUACUUUUAGUAUUAGAAGCACUUAUUGUUUGAGGCAUUUCCUACUUUGUUACAUUAUGCCUCAGAGAUUGAACAGUUGUACCUACAGUAUCAUGAGAAUGUGUUUCUGAAUUUUUAGUCUUAAUUCAAUGAGAAUAAAUCAAGUACAAGUGUUGCAUAAAAUAUUGAAUAACUUAGUAAUAAAGACAUUGAUAACAUUUUUCCUCCAAACUCUUCUGAUAUCAAUAGAUUUAUUCAUUUGUGUUGAGGAAUUUCUGUCUCUGCAGAUGGACUAAUAACAUCUAUUCCAAAGCUAAAUAAAGUUGUUCUUAUUUUCAUAAAAAGAGUACACAUGCAACAUUGAUUAGAACAAGUGUUGAGUCAGAUAUGUAAUAUUUAUCAUAACACUAAUAAUGUAAUUGAUUAUAAAAAUUCUGCUGAUAUCAAUAUAAAAGCUGUGUAGCAGCAUUCAUUUCUAAACAUCCUUCUAGAAACACUUUAGGCACAUUUACAUUCACACAAAAUGUGAUAUAGGAGCACUUCUCUCUUGCCUCAGUCUUUCCAUCACAAAGUAAAGACAGGCUUUAAUGACAAAACAGCAGUUAGUAUCAUAGUUUUGUCAACUCAUGUGAACCCUGCUGUUGUCACUACCCACUGUUAAUAAAGGACACUAUAGUCAAAAUGUCAUAAGACCACCAGGCCACAAGAACAACACUUUGGUGCCAAAACACUCCAUUUUGGUGCUACAGGCCCAUGGUAAAGUAGAUCAGUCAAUGAGAAUGCAUGUUCUUAUUUCCUCAGGCACUGAAAGUAAGGCCAUGUCCCAUGAUCCAUCCAUCAACCAUCUCCACCUCGCAGAAAUAACUGUGUCAUGACACAGUGCAGAUCAUUGAUAAAUCUAUUAUGAUAUUUCAUGUGUCUCAAAUGUAAUGCGUUUAUAUGGACAGGCUUAACAGGAGAUUGUCCUCAAAUCUUCUCCCUCAACAGGAAUUGGUCUGCAACCUGUUAAUGUGUGCAGUAUGCAUAAGUGUGAAUAAAAACUUGAAAAACA